Messenger RNA from Eremomyces bilateralis CBS 781.70, 2091 nucleotides. RefSeq names its product alpha/beta-hydrolase. Lineage: Eukaryota; Fungi; Ascomycota; Dothideomycetes; Eremomycetales; Eremomycetaceae. Gene Ontology annotation, biological process: proteolysis. Gene Ontology annotation, molecular function: serine-type carboxypeptidase activity. The record is from RefSeq and is a predicted model, not a curated record. Gene Ontology annotation, cellular component: fungal-type vacuole. The transcript has 2 exons. Bases 1 to 2091 code for a protein of 696 amino acids.
AUGUUACCAUGGCAGCUUUCCUUCGUCAUCGCGUCCUACGUGCUCCCUCCUAGCUCCGCACAACUCUUCCCCCCUCCUCCAGUCUACUCCACCAUCCUCCACUCUGCCAGCAACCCGAAUGUCACCAUCUCCUACACGUCCCCCGAAAAGGGGACUUGUGCCACCAUUUUCGACACUCAGAGCCAAUACACCGGCUACAUAGCCUUGCCUCCUGGCAGCAUCUCAUCUUUCCCGACCAACCAUACCACCAACCUCUUCUUUUGGUUCGUCGAGGCGCGGGUCCAUCCCGAGACCGCCCCGCUGACGGUAUGGCUAAACGGCGGCCCGGGGAGCAGCAGCAUGGCGGGACUCUUUCAAGAGGCAGGACCGUGUGAGGUGGUUCAGAUGGCCGACGGCAACUAUGGCACGCAGCCGCGGUGGUGGGGGUGGGAUCGCAGCUCAAAUCUGCUGUUCAUCGAUCAGCCGGUGCAAACGGGGUUCUCAUACGAUUCGCUGGCGAACGCGUCCUAUGAUAUCCUUCGGGACGAGUUCGUCAAGCCUCCGACCGAUGUGCCGGACGGAACUCCGGCAUACGGGUUCCUCAACGGGACGUUUAGUAGCGGAGACACAUGGUCGACGGCGAACACCAGCGUGGCCGCCGCGCAUGCAGUAUGGCAUUUCAUGCAGGCAUUCCUCCCAUCAUUUCCGAAAUACAAUCCCUCUAUACCGGAGAAUUCUACAGCCGGAGGAACGGUCGAAAUCAACCUCGUCACCGAGAGCUAUGGCGGCAUCUUCGGCCCAACCUUCGCAACGGUCUUCGAGCAGCAAAACUCCCAGAAGUCAGUCGGCCUCCGCGGCAACACCACCGCUCUCGAGAUCCGGCUAUCGAGCCUCAUCAUCAUGAACGGCAUGAUCGACCUCAUCACCCAGAUUCCCUUCCUCCUCACCUUUCCCGCGAACAACACCUACGGUCUCCGACUCCUCGAGCCCAACGCCGUCCAAGCGGGCCUCACCUCCUUCCACUCCCCCGCCGGAUGCGAAAGCAUGGUCCGCCAAUGCCGCUCCCAAGCCGCCGCCCUGGACCCCACCGGCUCCGCGGCCGUCGCCUCCAUCAACACCCUCUGCGCGAACGCCCAGGCGAUCUGCGGCCGUCUCCAAAUGCCCUAUCUCCAAACCGGCAAAAGCCUCUACGACAUCCGCCACGACCACCCCCUCGUCUCCCCCUCCAGCGCCUACAUCGAAUACCUUAACACUGCCCCCGUCCAGCGCUCCAUCGGCGCCCCCGUUAACUUCACCGAGACCAACCGCCCCGUCUUCGACGCCUUCCAGCGCACCGGCGACUCCGCCCGCGCCAACCAACUCACCUCCCUCGCCUCCCUCCUCGACCACCACGUCCGCGUCGCCCUCCUCCACGGUGACGCCGACUACGCCUGCAACUGGCUCGGCGGCCAAGCCGUCUCCCUCGCCAUCGCCGCCCUCGCCCAGACGCCCGGCUACGCAACGAAAUUCCCCGCCGCCGGCUACGCCGACCUCGUCAUCAACGACACCUAUGUCGGCGGCGCCGUGCGGCAGUUCGGCAACCUCUCCUUCUCCCGCAUCUACGACGCGGGACACCUCCUUACCGCCGACCAGCCCGAGACCGCCUUCACCGCCUUCACGCGCAUCGUCCGCGGCACGGCGCUCACGACCGGGCAGCGCGUCGACCUCGCCGGCUACGCUAGCGCCGGCCCGCCGACCGCCGACCAUGUUAACAAAAUGCCCAAGCCGCGUGAGAAGACGUGCUGGGUGAGGAACCUCGGCGGCACCUGCACGGAGGCGCAGAAGGCGCUCGCGCUGGCGGGUAAGGGGGUGGUGGUGGGUGGAGUCCUGUAUGAGAAGGCGGGCGAUGUCAGGCCGCCGCCGGGGGAGGCGACGGGAGGGACGCCGGGGAGCCCGCUGCCGAAUACGACGUGGCCGGGGGUGGGGGACGGGGCGAGUGGGACGCGGGGGUGGCCGACGGGGGUAUAUACGGCGACGGGGACGCCUUCGUCGGGAGGCAGGAGGGAGAAGAGGGUGAGUGAGCGGCUGUGGGCGGUUGUGGGGGUGGCUUGGGUGUGGAUGUUUAACGGGUGA